Suillus discolor is the source of this 543-nucleotide messenger RNA. RefSeq lists its product as uncharacterized. NCBI's taxonomy places the organism in Eukaryota, Fungi, Basidiomycota, Agaricomycetes, Boletales, Suillaceae. The record is from RefSeq and is a predicted model, not a curated record. The transcript has 5 exons. The coding region runs from base 1 to 543 and encodes 180 amino acids.
AUGCCUGAUGUCUUCGGUAUUUCUGACCUGUAUGAUAUAGCCAAUGGUAUCAGGUCAAUGUCAAUCAACAACACCAAUGAACUUGAAGCCAACCUCGUCAUGGACCUAGCAAGGGUGAGGUGGGACAUAUUUAGGGCGGAGAAGGCACUAGCGGAUUGUGUAGUGCAAGAACGCGAAAUCAUGGCGAAUCUUUCCAAGCACCAGUCUGAUGUUUUGAAGAAAAAGCUCGACAAGGCAGAUAUAGGAUUAGGUGCCGCCAUCCCCCAAGUCCACAGAGCUGGAUCCAUCUGCAUCUCCAUUGCAUCGAAGUACCGCUUGAUUAACAGACGUCCACCUAUUCAGGCCCCUCAAAUACCACCAGGCUUUUUCGACAACACCCAACUCUCGUCGUCACAAACUCAGCCUACCACUACCACACCUGCUCAAGGUACCAGCGCUGGCGCAACAGGUGCAACAACCAUGCAGCCACCACCCAUCCCAUUGUGGGCUCGUUUUGUUUUGUUUCUCUGCUGUGCAUCUCCUCCGCACACCAAUGGUCAUUAA